GUAAUCAAUCCCUGCACGACUCUUUUUGGGAAUCAGUCAAGCUAUGACAGUCGAGAGUUGGUACAGACUAGGCAGAAGUUCACUGAAAACCGGGAACCUUUACCUUGGAGCCUACACGCGAGCACAAAAUAUCAAUUUGGUUUACACCAGCUCAUAAAGACGAUAUUGGAUUAGGUUGAGCGCUUCAUUCGACAAGUGUGUUACAGAGGUUCACUAACUAUCUGUCAUGAACUACCUUCUCAGCAAUGCCGCCAAUGGAUGUUGACCUUCAUCCUAACAAUCGAAAUGGUUCCUCUGCUUAUCAUGGACAACGCCUGAGUACUGAUGCUCCUGAUAGUACAAAUGUUUCUAUGGGGGAUUCUAGUAGCUCUCGGUCCUCAAAUAUAGAUUCAACCAUAUCUGCGUCAGAUACUAUCCGUAAUGAUACUUGUGACGGUAGUAACAGAAUGCUUAGUUCCAUGCAUGAACGUGUCAAUGUCUUUGAACAUAAUUUCUCUGUGCCGCGUUGCUGUUCCUUUGGAGACGGGUUGAUAACUAGCGUUCAUAACACACAUGUAACCUCAUCUGUUUCUAAUGGUAAAUCUGGCUCAGUUCAACAAUCUAAUGAUCGCUUGGCGUAUACUGCAGAACGUCAUCCUAUCAGUUCGUUUGAAGCGAUGAACCAUUUUCGUAAAAAUAAAGAAUUAUGCGAUGUAGUACUGUUAGUCGAUGGAAGGGAGAUUUACACACAUCGUGUUGUACUAGCAGCUUGUUCGGCUUAUUUUAGAGCUAUGUUUACCGGGGAAUUGGCUGAAUCUAGACAGACUAAGGUUACUCUUUACGACUUAGAUGGCGAUGCUGUUGAAACUCUGAUUGACUUUUGCUACACUAGUCAAAUUACAGUAGAAGAAUGUAAUGUUCAAAAUUUAUUGCCAGCUGCCUGUCUGUUACAACUUACAGAGAUUCAGGAUGUGUGUUGUGAAUUUUUAAAACGCCAGUUAGAUCCUUCUAAUUGCCUAGGCAUCCGAGCAUUUGCUGAUACACAUGCAUGUAGUGGAUUACUACGUGUAGCUGAUCGAUUCACACAUUUACACUUUCUUGAAGUUGUAAAAUCUGAAGAAUUUCUACUUCUUCCAGUUAAUCAUCUUGUUGAUAUUUUAAGUUCAGAUGAUUUAAAUGUUUAUUCAGAAGAGCAAGUUUAUUAUGCUGUAAUGUGUUGGGUGCAUCAUAAUCUGUCUGAACGUCGACCAUAUUUAUCUUAUGUAUUAGAACAUGUACGAUUGCCUCUGCUUAGUCCUAAAUUUCUAGUUGGUACUGUUAGUUCAGAUUUAUUAAUACGUUCGGAUGAACGAUGUCGUGAUUUAGUGGAUGAAGCAAAAGAUUAUUUACUGUUACCUCAUGAACGUCCAUAUAUGCAAGGUCCACGUACUAAACCAAGAAAAGUAUUACAAGUCGGUGAAUUAUUAUUUGCUAUUGGUGGUUGGUGUUCAGGUGAUGCAAUAGCCUCUGCUGAACGUUAUGAUUCACGUACGCAUAAAUGGCAUCUUGUAGCACCAAUGCAUAAAAGACGUUGUGGUGUCGGUGUUGGAGUUGUGUACGAUUUACUCUAUGCUGUUGGUGGACAUGAUGGACAUAGUUAUUUGAAUUCAGUUGAAAGAUAUGAUCCUUACACAAAUCAAUGGUCGUCCGAUAUAGCUUCAACUAGUACAUGUCGUACUAGUGUUGGUGUAGCUGUAGUUAAUGGUUUAAUGUAUGCUGUCGGUGGACAAGAUGGUGUCUCUUGCUUGAAUUUUGUUGAGUGUUAUGAUCCAAAUGUGAAUAAAUGGCUAAAGGUAUGUAACAUGACUUGUCGUCGUCUCGGUGUUGGUGUUGCAGUUCUUAAUGGUCAGUUGUAUGCCGUCGGUGGUUCGGAUGGUCAACAGCCUUUAUCGUCAGUGGAGCAUUUAGAUCCUCGUGUUGGAGUAUGGCAUCAGAUAUCUUCAAUGGGUACUAAACGUAAACACUUGGGAGUUGCUGUAUAUAAUGGUCUAAUAUAUGCUGUAGGUGGGAGAGAUGAAGCAACAGAAUUAUCAUCUGUUGAAUGCUUAGAUUUGCGUACUCGUACAUGGACUCCAGUUGUAGCCAUGACGUCAAGACGUAGCGGAGUUGGAUUAGCUGUAGUGAACAAUCAGCUGAUUGCUAUCGGUGGAUUCGAUGGUGCUACCUAUUUGAAAUCUGUUGAACUAUACGAUCCAGAUGCAAACAGUUGGUCUCUAUGUGGCAGUAUGAAUUAUAGACGAUUGGGCAGUGGAGUCGGUGUAGUACGACUAGCUGAUUCAUAUUGUAAUUUCAAUAGCACAUCAUUCACUAAUGGCAAUAACACUAACAACAAUAUUAAUAACAGUUCCAUCAGUAAUUGUUGUCUUUCAGGAUCUAUUGUUAGCACCAGUGUAACAAGUAGCAACAAUAGUAGUAGUAUAAAUGAUGGUUCGUUAAGUUUUUCACUAACUGACUCCAUAUUCCCACCAGGUUUACCUAUUUCUACAACCGGUCUAUGCUCUCAUAACACAAAUAUUAAUAACAGUAACAAUAAUAAUAAUAAUAGUAAUGCUACUAGCAGUAAUAAUGAUCUUUCACAGAUAAUGAUGCGAAAUCUAACCUGUUCAACAGGUAUCUCUACUACAGUCGGUGUUACAACACCAACACCAUCAUCGUCGUCAUCAUCAUCAGCAUCAACAACAACAACAGCAGCAGCAACACCAACAGCAUCGAAUUCUGGACAAAUGAAUACAUCAAAUACCAGAUCGAAUAGUACAUUUUUAUUUUAACACUUUGAUGAUGCAACGCUUCACUUGUUAUUGCGUUUUUCUUUUUUGUUUUUGUAAAUGACCUGUGUAUCUAUCAAUCAAUCAAUCUUUCAUAUAUUGCAAAAUUUAAGAAAUUAAUAUAUAUUUCACAUUUAGGAUUCAUCUCGUGCUGUAAAUUGAUUAAUUAAUUAAUUAAUUACCCUUCAUUCAGUCAAUUUUUGUUUUUGUAAAAGAUUUAUUCACACACACACACACUAUGUCCACCCACCCACCAACAGCUUAUUUGUUUCUCCUGGUUAUGUAACAUAUUUCAUGCGGUGUGGUCACUAAUGUUUCUUGGUCAUUUCGCUCAUAAAUUUCUUUCAACACACUGGUUACUCAUACAAAUAGUACAAAAGAUGUUUUUGACAAAUUGUUCGUUCAUGACUGUUUGUCUUAUGUCUAAAUAGGAAAAGCUUUUUUAUUAUUUAAUUAAUAAAUUAAUUUUCACGCUGAAUUUUUCUUCAAUAUUUUGAUUCU
Molecule: messenger RNA, 3284 nt
Organism: Trichobilharzia szidati
Lineage: Eukaryota; Metazoa; Platyhelminthes; Trematoda; Strigeidida; Schistosomatidae
Source: the annotation of a GenBank genome assembly